This is a messenger RNA of Fraxinus pennsylvanica, 498 nucleotides long. The record is from the annotation of a GenBank genome assembly. Lineage: Eukaryota; Viridiplantae; Streptophyta; Magnoliopsida; Lamiales; Oleaceae.
AUGGGAACUGUCAUUGAUGCUGCAAACAAGGAAGCAAAUGGAAGCUUACCAACUAACAAGAAAGUUACAAUUGUUUUUGUCCUAGAUGAGUGCUCCAUUUUCAAAUUGUGGUAUCUGAAUAUAUAUCUCUGUCGUUCACGUGGCCCUGGCAGUGGCAAGGGAACUCAGUGCGCUGAUAUUGUCCAACACUUUGGAUACACCCAUCUCAGUGCUGGCGAUCUUCUCCGUGCAGAAAUAAAAUCUGGUUCUGAAAAUGGGACAAUGAUUCAGAACAUGAUUAAGGAGGGAAAAAUUGUACCAUCAGAGGUGACAAUUAAGCUACUCCAACGAGCAAUGCAGGAAAAUGGCAACGACAAAUUUCUUAUUGAUGGCUUCCCUCGUAAUGAGGAGAAUCGUGCUAACUUUGAGUCUGUUAUUGACGCUGCAAAACCCGUUGAAGAAGUUUUUGAGGAAGUCAAAGUUGUUUUUACCCCAUCAACUGACAAGGUUGCUACUUAA